AUGUGGUUCCCUGCCCUGGUCGCCCUUUUUGCUUUUUCAUUUGCUGCCCUCCUGUCCCCUGUAAUGUCGGACACACCUAUGGCUGCCCUGGAUUCUUCCACAACAACUGGGCCGGUGACAGCCGGGGAGAACGGCUGGGUCGUCGCCGCGAGGGUGAUGGCCUUCGUCGCUCCGGUCAUCGGUUUCAUCACUGCGGUGCUUUUGUCGCCGUAUGGUGAGCCGGUUGUUUUGUGGUACAGAAACCAGGGGAAAACGGGGGAUGCGGUUAUCAAAUCGCAGGCCGAGAAGAUUGAGACAAUCAGGGAUGACGUCUCAUCCCUAAAGAGGACCCUUGGGUUGUUCGAGGCUGUUAUUCUCGGUGACCCGAACGAUGGCUCCCUGAAGGCGGCUCUGACUUCUGUCAGGGACCGCCUUAGGAGCGUCGAGGAAUCGUAUCAAUCCCUCGAGACCGCGCAGGGUACAACCCAGCGAACUCUCGAGGGAUCUUUACGAACGCCUCGCGCUUUUGAGGCUGAUCAUGAGACACUCAUGAACACCCUCCGGGAAGUCAUCAGGAGGGUUGACACCUUGAAUACCAGCCUUGAAGAACUCAAGGCGAGCUCUGGAAGGAUAGAAGUCGCUCUUGACCGGCUCCAAGCUUCUCCGGUCGUUCGGGUACGCCUAACUGCCGACGGGCUGCGGGACUGUUGCGGCGGCGUUUCCGUCGCUGAUGUCCCAAUGUCUGUUGGCUGGUCCGGGCGUCCCUGA
This is a messenger RNA of Microsporum canis CBS 113480, 747 nucleotides long. RefSeq lists its product as uncharacterized. The transcript has a single exon. Bases 1 to 747 code for a protein of 248 amino acids. The record is from RefSeq and is a predicted model, not a curated record. Lineage: Eukaryota; Fungi; Ascomycota; Eurotiomycetes; Onygenales; Arthrodermataceae.